Branchiostoma floridae (Florida lancelet) is the source of this 9392-nucleotide messenger RNA. RefSeq lists its product as uncharacterized. Gene Ontology annotation, biological process: integrin-mediated signaling pathway; cell-matrix adhesion; cell adhesion mediated by integrin. The record is from RefSeq and is a predicted model, not a curated record. NCBI's taxonomy places the organism in Eukaryota, Metazoa, Chordata, Leptocardii, Amphioxiformes, Branchiostomatidae. Gene Ontology annotation, cellular component: focal adhesion; integrin complex; cell surface. The transcript has 70 exons. Gene Ontology annotation, molecular function: integrin binding. Bases 525 to 8930 code for a protein of 2801 amino acids.
UUGCCUUGGAGAUCAAGUGUCUCGACCAUGAAGUCGUACAGCCAGUUGACAUCUGACUUUCUCUAGUCACGGACCGGCUGGGAUUGCUCCCGAGGUUCGAUGUUUGCCGAGCGUUAUCAGGGUCGGCCACUCGCGCUUGAGGCGGGAAACUUGGGGCAUGAUCAAUCACUUUUACCCCAGAGUUACUACCGAGUCUUAUAAAACCCGCCUCCAGCCAUGCCAGCGUCGUCCGCAAGAGUUGCUUUCUCGUGACAAGGACGUCCUUGCAUGAACACAUGUACAGCCUGGACCAGAGAGUCUACUCAAGCAUAUCGCGGCUUCAACAAUCACUCAUUCUGAGCACAUCACGUCUAAUCUCUGGUUCCCAUUUUCACGACUAUUAAGGCUAACGAUUGGCCACCGCGCGGGUAAUUAUCACUCUCCAGAGGGUUUUAUGGACUAGAUAUGCGAACCACGUGUGGGCACCAAGUAAACUGUCUUAUCGGAAGUGCCAGAUAGUCGUCGGGGACGCAGUUCGGACAAAAAUGGCGGUCUGGGAACUUCUCAACGUUUGCCCUCGCGUUGUUCUGUAUGUCGGACUCCUUGUAUCGUUAGCCUCUGGAUUCAAUGUGGACACGCUAGCUCCGAUCGUGAAAAGGGGAGAAGCAGGCAGUUUGUUUGGUUUCUCUGUCGCUUUACAUCGAGUGGAUGCAGACAACAGCAGUUCAACGUUAUUUCUUGUAGGAGCCCCUCAAGCAAACUACUUUGAUGAACCGUUCUUGAAGACAGGGAUGGUAUACACCUGUCCGGUUUCCACCUUCAGUGAAGACUGCAACCCCCUUGAUAUUGACUCUGCAAUCCCCCAGGCUCUUCAAAGUCUAUCAGGUCGCUGGCUUGGUGUGACCCUACAGAGUGCAGGACCAGGGAGACAUGUCUUGGUGUGUGCACCACGGUUCACUCGUUGGGAGGGGAACGAUCCCUCAGUGAAGCAAUUCAGUCGGAGCGGACAGGCUCGGCUGGUGGGGAGGUGCUACCACCUGCGAGCAGAUCUGUCUCUGGUGGACGCCGGAGACGCGGGGCCAGGGAUGUGGGAACCAUGUAAUAUGUUCUCAGGCCCCUCAAGCGGGUCCUCACACUGCCUGUCUGGGAUAGGGGCCAGUAUUUUUCAGCAUAGCAAUGAUGAUAGAGUUGACCUCGCAAUGGGAACUCCUACUGUUUACUAUAGCCAAGGAGGCAUGGUGUUUGUGCGGCACAAGGGAGACCCUGAUUCCCUGGCAUCCCUGGAGCUGGAGAAUGCACCGAGCAUCUACAGUACAGAGGAGCAAGACAGAGAAGGGGAGGAUGGAUAUCUAGGUUUCUCAGUGACUGUGAUGGACACUACACAGGGUGUGAAAUUUGUGGCAGGGGCACCAAGGGCUGCUGGUGGCAAAGGUGCUGUUGUUGUGUACAGAUGGCUUGAUGAUGAAUCCGAAUGGAAGACUCAGACAACGAUAGAGGGCCAGCAGCUGGCAGCUGGGUUUGGGUACGCCUUGUGCAAUGCUGAUGUCUCUGGAGACAGUGUCCCAGACCUCAUAGUUGCAGCCCCGUUCUACUUCAACACUGCAGGUGAUCAGGGCGGUGCUAUUUAUGUGUACAAGACUUCAAUGUCUGGGAAUGAGCUGUUUGAAGGGGAACCAUUCUCUGUCAAGUAUGGCAGCCGACAUUCCCACUUUGGCCUGGCAGUGACAAAUGCUGGGGACCUGAACAAGGAUGGCUUUCAAGAUAUUGCUGUUGGAGCACCUUUUGAGGGAGUCAGUGGCACUGUGUACAUCAUCCAGGGCAGUGCAAAUGGGCUGAGAACUACAAAUAUCCAGAGGAUUGAUGGCUCAUCACUGCCUGGAGACCUUGGCCUGACGACGUUUGGAUUUAGCCUGUCAGGAGGGCUAGAUGUGGAUGGAAACAGCUAUCCUGACCUGCUUGUUGGAGCUUUCAAAUCUGAUACUGUUGUCUCCCUCAGGUCCCGCCCCAUCAUACAUGUCCAGCCUGGGCUGAGCGUGAACCCUCCUGUGCUGGACAUGAACAUGGUGCUCCCAGGCUGUGCCAUGCGCCAAGGACGCAAAGUGCCAUGCUUUGAAGUUGACAUGAUUUUUCAACGGACAGCCACUGGUGAUGAGGCAGUUGAUAACAGGCGCUUCCGUGUGUCUAUCCGCCUGGAACUAGACAAGCCGUACAGGGACAGGACUGGUCAGAUGAGAGUGUUCUUCCCUGGAGCCAGGAAACAUGUUCUACAGCGGUCCGUUCGCUUACCUACAGCCUCUGGGAGGGCAAAGACAGUCAAAGUCAAGGCUUACAUAAAGGAAGGUGUGACAGACCUCAGCCCAAUACAAGUGACUUUGGACUACACUCUCAAGGUUCCCAGCCUUUCCAACAGCAGCACUGGCAUACCUCCUUCAUUCAACAUGUACCCCAUGCUGCAUCCAACUUCCAACACAAGUGUGGCACUGGAGCUUAGGAUUGCAGAAGACAAAAGUGACGGUUUUUACAUUCGCGGGACUAGCCGGCCAGCAAACAUGUACAUCAGUCAUGGAGCAGGGCCAAUGGAUUUCCAGUUCCUGUACCAGGUAUUGAAUCAGGGCCCAAAGGUGAGGAAAUCGACUACCUUGUACCUGUUUCUCCCAGUCAGCAUCUCGAAUGGCCAACUCUUCACAUGGGGAUCAGCAACAGGAAAGGACGGAGUUGCAGAGGUCUCCUGUAAGCAGGAGACAGAUGAGCCAAUACUCGCAUCUGAUUGGUCGGGAAAAGCUGACAUCAUUGGAGUCACCCAGGCCAAUUGGAAGAUGGUUGAGGAGGAGUGUAUUAGAAGCGCAGCCAGUUGGCAUGUAUACAGCUGCACCAUUGGACGCCUUGCAGCAGGAGACGAAGUGCUCAUUAAUCUAGAAGGAAAGGCCAUGGGCGAUGUAGCCCUGAAGGAAGUGCAUCGGGGCAACCAGCUAACAUUUAACACUUGUGCACAAAUCAAGUCUGAUACCAAGAGUCCUGUAUCUAAGGCAUCUAUUUCGUUGCUGAUUGAGGCAAAAGUCAAAACUCUGAGUGUGCGGCAAAAGCGUGAUGCACCUAGUGUCUGGAGCCCGAUGCCAGGGGAAGACAUGGAACAGUUUGGCUCCCGACUCUGUCAGCAGCUGGGGUCUGGCAACUGUUCUGACUGUCUGCAGACUGCCUUUUGGUGCGGCUGGUGUUCUGAACAGGAGUUCUCAGGUUCCCGUUGUGACAUGGUUCACCGGCUCACAGACCGAGGAUGCCCCACAGAGGAUGUCAUGAGCCCCAGGAGUGAAACAUUGAUCACCAGGAAUGAACCUGACUCUCCAGACAACAAGUAUCUUUUUUUCCGUCCACAAGAGGCUGUCAUGAAGAUGAGGCCAGGAAGGAGCCUGCCACUGUAUUUUGAGGUGCUGCCACCACCACCUCCUUCUGUCAAGGCCAUUGACUUGUACAUUCUCAUGGACAUGUCCAAAUCUAUGGCCGAUGACCUCUUCUUGCUUUGGGACUCCCUAGACAAACUUGUCCAGACAGUUAUCCACGGAGAGAAGCAUGUACGGCUUGGGUUCGGAACAUUUGUGGACAAGACUGUUCUUCCCUUCACAAACACACAUAACCUGGAUAAACCCUGCACGGGUUGUGCACCAGCCUUUAGCUUCCGUCAUGUGCAGGCACUGACAGACGAUUUCAGCGGGUUCAGACGCAGCGUCACAGAACAGAAGAUAUCUGGUAACAUCGAUACAGCAGAAGGCUUGUUGGAUGCCUUGAUGCAAGCCACUGUUUGUAAGGAACAGAUUGGUUGGAGACAUGAUGCGGCACGUUUGAUCCUAGUGCUGACAGAUGCCCCAUUCCACUGGGCUGGAGACGGCAGGCUGGGCGGCAUAGUGGAGCCUAAUGAUGGUCUGUGCCAUUUGGAUGAGAACGGAGAGGAUGCUGAGUCAACAAAACAGGACUAUCCUACUGUGGCUCUGUUGAAAGACAGAAUGAUGGACCAUAGAGUGUCAGCAUUGUUUGCAGUAACUCCUCGGAGAAUAGAACUGUAUGAGGAACUUUCCAAUCUUAUAUCAUCUGCCCCUUCCAACUUCUCCAGUGUGUACAGACUUCAGUCAGACUCUAAAAACAUUGUUGAGGUUGUUCAAGAUGUAUUGAAGAGAAACUUGACAUCCCUGCUGCACUCAAAGUUCAGUACAAAGCUUUAUGUGCAAAGUCCAGCAAACAGUACGUGGGUAUCACUGCACAAGGUGUCCCCUGAAGUGGAAACACAAGAAGCAGAGCAGUACACAGCCAACGUCACAUUCCUGAGCUGCAAUGGUGAGGCAGACCCAGUACAGUUUGACAUCAUGGCUGCGGGAGUGCCCCAUUCUCUACGUGUCACUGUGGAACCCAUAUGCCAGUGUUCCUGUGAUGAUAUACAGCCAAUGCCAUCCCAUCCAUCCUGCAGUGGACAUGGCAGCCUGAAUGGCUGUGGAGGCUGCAGCUGUGACCCAGGCCGACAUGGUGCCAUGUGUGAAUGUGAUGCCUCGGCUGAUGCAGACCCAUCAGUCUGCAGGAGGAGGGAAGGGGAGCCGGUGUGUAGCGGGCGAGGUGAUUGCAUCUGCGGAGAAUGUGACUGUUCUCCCAUAGGACCAAAUCCAGGGAAAAGAUACAGUGGGCAGUUCUGUGAAUGUGACAACUUCUCAUGUGAUUACUACCAAGGCGAAGUGUGUGGAGGACCAGAACAUGGUAGAUGCGAAUGUGGACAGUGUGUUUGUGAAGAAGGUUGGACGGGAGCAGCCUGUGAAUGUUCCACAAGUGUGGAUGUCUGCAGGUCCAGUAAUGGGUUGAUAUGUAACGACCGUGGAACAUGCAGCUGUGGCGUCUGCCAGUGUCAAGGAAGCUACCGUGGGCCACACUGUGAAGACUGCCCAACCUGUCCAGGGAUGUGUGAGCGGCUGCGUGUCUGUGGAGACUGCAUAGCAAGGGAAUCGCCAGACUGCAGUGCUGAGUGUGGGGAUACAAAAAUCACUACUGUUGAUGAACUCAGUGAUGGUUUUUCUGAUGGCGUAGAGUGGAAACUCUGCAGGUUCAAGUACUUUGGAAAUGACAGACUGGAUAGGUUGUUUGUGUUUGCCUACGGCUAUGAGGGAAACCAAGUGGUACUGCAAUACAGCUCCAGGUCUUUAAGUCCACCACAAAUCCCAGGAGCCCCAGGGUCCCUACAGCUGCGAUCUGUGUCCAACACCAUCCUCUUGACAUGGACAGCUCCGUCAGUACCUGAAACAGAGGUGGAUGGGUACCAGAUCGGGUAUGGACGGGGCACUCCUGAUGAGCAGUUUGUACGAGUUGGUGGGGAUCUCAGGACUUUUGUCUUAAAGGAUCUUGAACCAGACACAGAGUACAUCAUAAGUCUUAGAGCACUCAACAGAUUGGGACAAGGAAGACCUAUCUAUGAAGUCACCAACACUCUGCCUAUAGCUCCCCCUGAUACAACUGGUCCACUCCUGCCCCCCGUUGGGCUGAAGACACAAGUCUUGGGACCCAACACAAUUCUGGUGUCCUGGACAGACCCCGACUUGAUUGAAAAUCAGCUUGUGGAGAACAGAUACUACACAGUAAGGUGGAUGGCUGUUGGCUCCCCUGAUAGGAAGACGUCUUACAUCAACACCAACAAUCUGGAGUACAGUGUAACAAAUCUAAGGCAGUUCACUAAGUACGAGUUUUCGGUCAAAAUUAUGGAGGGCAAACGCCAGAGUCCAUACAGCAUUACAGUAGUCAACAGUACCUCACAACAGGGUGGCCCAACAUCUGCAGAACAGGCACCAGGCAGUCCUGCAUCUCUACGUCUGCAGCCUGGGCCCAACUCUAUCAGACUGGUGUGGACACCCCCAGCCGGCCCUGCGACUCAGCUGCAGGGAUACAUGAUUGGAUACGGGCGGGAAGUUCCCGAUGUGGAGAAAGUACAAGUCGGUCCAUAUGUUACAACAUAUGUCUUAAGAAACCUUGAGCCAGACACUCAGUACGUUGUGAGUCUUCUUGCAUUCAACAGCAUUGGAGAUGGAGCACCUGUCUAUGAAACAGCCAGCACACCGCCAACAGCAGCCCCUGACCAAACUGGUCUGUUGAUGUCUCCUGUUGGAGUGAAAGCCCAGGUCUUGGGGCCCAACUCCAUCCUGGUCUCCUGGACAGACCCUGCUGUCAGGGACAGUCAGACCCCAAUGGGUCAUGUUUACACAAUAAGAUGGAUGCCCUUUGGUGCUCCUGAUAGGAAGACUUUCUAUCUGAACUCCACCAGUAUGGAGAGUCUUAUUGCUGGUCUCAAACCCUACACCCAGUAUGAAUUUUCAGUGAAAGUUGUGGCUGGCAGAAGACAAAGUCCAUACAGUCUCUCAGUAGUCAACAGGACUGCACAGGCAGUCCCAGGCACGGCACCCCAGAAUGUCACAGUGCAAGGGAUGGAGGAAAAUCCAACUCAGGUCAUCUUGACCUGGCUCCCCCCUACAGAGCCCAAUGGCAUGAUUACAGGUUACUUUGUCCUGUACACCACUGAUCCGAGAAAAGAUGUGAGAGACUGGGCAGCACAGGCAGCCUUGGAUGUCAACAGUCUUGAGUUCAAGAUUACUGGCUUGGAGCCUGGAACUAGAUACUACUUCAUUGUUCAGGCCAGAAAUGCUGUAGGAUACUCCCCCAGAUCACCAACCGUGGUAUUCCAGACAAUAGAUGAUGAGAAGUGGGCUGAAGAGGCUUCCUGCCGUCAGACAGAGUCCAGCCCGCCGUGCUCGGGCCAUGGUGACUGUGUGGCUGGCUUCUGCCAGUGCCAUACCCAUGACGACCACCCUGACUCCAGGUACUAUGGGAAGUACUGUGAGUGUAACAAUCUGGGCUGCCCUUACAGUCGUGGGCUGAGGUGUGGGGGUCAUGGCUACUGUGACUGUCAGUUGGAACAGGGAGGGAACAGUACCUGUGUUUGUGAGGCUGGAUGGACUGGUCCUGACUGUGACUGUUCAACAGAUCCAGAUCCUUGUCGUACCGACAGUGGGGUUUUAUGUAACAACAAUGGUGCAUGUAUAUGUGGAGAAUGUCAGUGUGAGGAGCCAUACACAGGACCUACUUGUGAAGACUGCCCGACAUGUGCAGGCAGCUGUACCCAGCUGCGCAGCUGUGCAGAGUGUGUGGCAAACAACCGUGUGGACUGUGACACCGACUGUGGCAGCACCACAACCUCUUUCAUGGACGAGCUUCCCCAGGGACCACUUCCUGCAGGAAAAUGGAAAUUGUGUGAAUUUGUGGAUCCAGAAAAGAACCUUCCUUUUGUCUUCUCAUAUGAUCCCGACUCUGAUAACAUUGUCUUACACUUCAGACAAGUCGAGGUCAUGCCUAGUUCCACCACACCAGAGCCAGUCAGCACCAGCACAGAGCCUUACCAGCAGACUACAACAGUGCCAGAACCCGAUGGAACCGUGUCACCUGCCACCAGGACCCGUCCACGAUCCACCCCCCGGCCGUCCCGGAUCUCCCGCCUGCUGCCCUGCUGUGUCCUGUCAGCUAACGAGGAGUGCCAGGACAAGUGUGGCCGAGUCCUGCUCACCGCCACCAACAACCAGCAGGUCCUGAGAAACCUCAUCUCUGCGUGUGGCAUCCCCAGUGUCACCGACCCGCUGUGGAGCUGUUUCUUACGAGCCAGCUCUACCGCCGGGGAGGUGGAGCCGCCACCCACACCACAGCCUUUACCAGAGAGAACAGCAACAACUGGAAGAUUGUAUCCUGCCCCUAGCAGUACCACAAAGACUACAACAAUUAGAGAGGAGGAUGCAGACACAACAGUUCCUCCCACAACAACAGUCCUUCCUACUUCAACAACAGCACCAACAACAAUGGCACCAACAACAGUUCUUACAACAACAGAAGCAAAGGUACCAGAGACAAACUGUGAAGAUGAAAUUUGUCCAGUUACAUGGUGUUCCUACCCCUACAGGCCUCCAGGAACAUGCUGUCCCAUAUGUGAAGAUUGUGACUAUGAAGGCAGGUUUGUCGAUAACGGGGAUAUCUUUGUCCUGGAGAAUGAUGUCUGCACUAUCUGUUUAUGCGCACUUGGUUGGGUUGACUGCAGUCCUGCCUUCUGUCAAGAGUUGUCCUGUAAUAAAACUAUAGUGCCCCCUGGAAAGUGCUGUCCUGUUUGUGAAGAUGACUACAUUCUACUGGGAGGACUGCCUGACUACUCACCAACAUCAGAGGUUGACAUCUAUGGGGAGGAGUUUGACAACUGCCGUCCCAUCUACGGCCCGAUCUGCUCGGGCCACGGAACAUGUGUCAACGGGGCAUGUCAGUGUGAGUCUUUCCCAGAAGAACCCGAGAAGUUGUACUACGGGCCACACUGUGAGUGCAACAACUUUGACUGUAAAAGCCAUGAGGGGCAGAUAUGUGGCGGCCAUGGCCAGUGUGAGUGCAGCUCCUGCCUGUGUGACGUGGGGUGGGAGGGGUCAGCCUGCAACUGUUCUGUAGGGGUGGAGAACUGUACUGCACUGAACGGGCAACUGUGCAACCGACACGGGGAGUGUGAGUGUGGUGCCUGUCAAUGUGAGGCUGGAUACACAGGACCCACAUGUGAAGAAUGCACGAACUGCCCAGAGCUGCAGUGUGAGGACUUUGAGACCUGUGUGGACUGCAUGUACUGGGAGCUGACCAGUGGCUGCACCGAGGACUGUAACAACUUUGAGAGCCCAGUCGUCAUGGUGGACAACUUGAACAUCACUGAAGAAUUGGAGGCAGGAAGAAAACAGUGUCAGUACAUUGCAGAAGACCUGCUGGAUGAAUGCUAUGCAAACUACACUUAUGGAUACAACGAGGAAGGAAUUAUAGACAUACGCAUCCCAUCAGCUGUAACAUGUGACUAUCCAGACUAUAGUAACUAUGACUGGGACUUUGAUGAAGAGGAUUUACCUGAUUUUGAAUACAAAUGAGAGAAAAAUCACAGUGUCAAAUAAGUAAACUUAACUCAUAGAAUACAUGUAAGUCAAUCACCUUGCAGAGGACUGCCUGUUCAUCAGCAACAUUAGAAUCAUGAAAAAUGAAGAUCAUUUAAUCGUCCAAAGUGUCUUUGCUCUCCAUACUUUGCUUGAUCGAUGUUGAGUAUUAAUAUGAUCAUAUUCAGUCCUUUGAUGGUUUUGCUCAUUGCCAUCAAAUAUAUUUAUAGGUAAGUUUUAUUAGAUAAGAUUUUCAUGAGAACAAUGAAUGUAUGUUGCACACCACUAGAAUUUUUAUUGGUGUUGUAUUAGUUUUUUUUUUAGAAAAAAAACAAUGUAUGUAUGUAUAAUGUCACUGAAAGGAGCCCUUUAGAAAUUUAAGGUACCAAGAUUGAUUUAUUCAUGUCAGUGAUAGAAAUGCCAAUAAAAUGUUUGUCAUAGUUUUGACAUUACGUUGUU